AUGUCUUUCGCCGAUGCAUCUAUUCGCGUCCUCCGCCUCCUUCCCGUGAUCACUUCAACCAUUGUGUUCAUGUUCGCAGUUGAUGAGCAUAUAUUUCUUGGCACAUGGAUGGCUCCUACAUUUCGCGACCGCGCAAAUGUCCACCUUCCCAAUUGGUUCCAGCUCUGGGGUCGACGGGGUCGCUGGGUUAUUCUUCUAGGAUAUCCUGGCAACUAUGCUCUAGGUAUUCUCAACCUUCUCGUCGCUCGCUCUCAACUCAAAGUGACUGGUGCUGAGAAAUGGUACUGGAUGGGACUUCUGUUUAGUAUGGGACAUAUUGCAAUCUAUGCCAAGAGAGCACUGAAGUUGUUGGCAGAGAUCAAAGCAGAUAUUCCCAAAGGAAAUAGUACACAUUCGAUGGGGGUUUGGUUGAGGAUGCAUACGAUUAGGACAUUUACGACAGAUAUCCCAGCUUUGGUCUUUUUUGUUGUGGGUGCGCUUAAGGCAUUGUGA
This is a messenger RNA of Botrytis fragariae, 492 nucleotides long. RefSeq lists its product as uncharacterized. The record is from RefSeq and is a predicted model, not a curated record. The coding region runs from base 1 to 492 and encodes 163 amino acids. The transcript has a single exon. Lineage: Eukaryota; Fungi; Ascomycota; Leotiomycetes; Helotiales; Sclerotiniaceae.